AUGAGCUAUUCUCCUCCUCAAGGGUCUCCUUCACAGGAUGGUUAUCCACAGUCAGGGAAACCAGUUGGUGGCUACGAUGGUGAGGGUCCUCCAAGGGGCAAGAGCCACCACCAGAAGCAGCAGCAGAAGCAACAGCGGCAACAGCAAGCAUCUCCAGUGAGGGUUCUUCCACAAGGGCAUAUUCUUCCACAAAACAAUAAUCCUCAAAGCAUUCAACUGGGGGUUUCUUCUUCAUCAGGAUAUCCUCACAAUCAACAUUCUAGUCUUCCAGGUUCUCAAAGUUCCCACUAUCAACCUCACCAACAGCAGCCAGCUCCGGGAGUCCUUUCACAAGGAUAUCAUCCCAAAGAUAAUCAUCAUAGUCGCAACCAAUUCCAUAAACAGGUGACGUCAAUCCAGGAUCCUUCACCAAGUGAAAGUUCAAGCAAAACCCAGCAAAAGCUGAUUCCCUCAAAAGGCUCAGUUGAAAACCACAUGGAUCCUCCACAGAACCCUACUCCCACAGCAUCUGAUUUACCAGACCAUGGAGAAAAGCAUCUUUUACAGACCAACAAUGAACCAACACAACAGCCUAUGUCAGCAGAUCACAACAAUGGCUAUCAGCAAAAACCAUAUCGACAGCCACAGCCACCUGAAGGUGCUGCAUCGUCACGGGAGCCUCUUCCAGUUCCAGAAGGGUACCCACCAACACAACAGCCUAUGUCAGCAGAUCAGACCAAUGGCUAUCAGCAAAAACCACAUCGUCAGCUACAGCCACCUGAAGGCGCUGCAUCGUCACGGGAUUCUCUUCCAGUUCCAGAAGGGUACCCACCACCUCGACCUCCGACUUCACCGUCUAAGCUGGAACCUCGUCGGAAGAAAGAUUCAUUGCAACAAAUUCUUUGCUUUGUAGAUACAUAUGUUCUGCUAGCUCUUGCCAUUGAUUUUACACUUUUGGCCAAGAAAGGGGCACCAGACCAUAGCAAGCAUCAUUCCGUACUAAUUAUUGGCAAGGGUUUCCUGGUUUAUGAGAAGAUUUACUCACCAAGGGAUGCAAGGAACCACCCUAACAAGCCUGGGGUCAAAAUCCAGUGGACCAAGCUCCAAGUUCUACUUUUCAAUACCACCAGUCACCGAAAAGAGACCCUGCCAAAAACCUGUGAUCUUAGUAGAAUACUGUGA
This is a messenger RNA of Durio zibethinus, 1161 nucleotides long. NCBI's taxonomy places the organism in Eukaryota, Viridiplantae, Streptophyta, Magnoliopsida, Malvales, Malvaceae. The record is from RefSeq and is a predicted model, not a curated record.